This is a messenger RNA of Penicillium canariense, 1230 nucleotides long. Its product is annotated as epoxide hydrolase family protein. Gene Ontology annotation, biological process: epoxide metabolic process. The transcript is spliced from 4 exons. The coding region runs from base 1 to 1230 and encodes 409 amino acids. Lineage: Eukaryota; Fungi; Ascomycota; Eurotiomycetes; Eurotiales; Aspergillaceae. Gene Ontology annotation, molecular function: epoxide hydrolase activity. The record is from RefSeq and is a predicted model, not a curated record.
AUGUCUGACCAGGCGCAACCAUACCUGAUUUCAGUUCCCGAUCACGACCUCGAAGGGCUCAAGCAGCGCUUAACAUGGGCCAGAUUUCCAUCUCAGCUUCAGUCGGCUGACCAGGACCCCUGGGAUUUUGGAGUACCAGUCAAUGAAGUACAACGACUCGUGAACUACUGGAAGGAUGGUUUCGACUGGCGGAGGGCAGAAUCCCAGAUGAACGAGCUCCCUAAUUUCCAUACUGACAUCGAGGUUGAGGGAUUCGGCGUAUUGAAUAUCCAUUUUGUCCAUCAGAUCAGUCCAGUAAAGGACGCCAUACCGCUACUAUUCAGUCAUGGAUGGCCUGGAUCGUUUAUAGAGGUGACGAAGCUUUUGUCCAAGCUCAAGAGCGAGAAGGGACAGCCAGCAUUCCAUGUUGUGGCUCCCUCGCUUCCUAAUUUUGGAUUCUCCUCCGGCGUCACUCGCCGCGGAUUCGGCCUUGGGCAGUACGCGGAGGUUUUGCACAAGCUCAUGCUGAAGCUUGGUUACAAUCAAUACGUCACCCAAGGCGGAGACUGGGGCUUUUGGGUCACUCGAAGUAUUGGCCUUCUGUACCCUGAGCAUUGCAAAGCUUCCCACGUGAACAUGAUCGCUGCUCGGCCGCCUCGGUGGAGUAGCAGCCCAUUUCUAGCUCUGCAGCAUGCAAUGACGCCAUAUACCACUCGCGAGAGGGAAGGGCGCAAGCGAUCUGAAUGGUUUGACCAAGAGGGAUAUGGAUACAAUAUGCUCCAAAGCACAAAGCCGCAGACUAUUGGUGUCGCACUCGCAGAUAGCCCAGUCGCCUUGUUAGCCUGGAUUUACGAGAAGCUCCAUGACUGGACGGACUCCUACCCCUGGACCGAUGAUGAGAUUUUAACUUGGGUCUCGAUUUACUGGUUUUCGAAAGCAGGACCGGAUGCCAGCGUCCGCAUCUACUGUGAAGCUUUGCAUGCCGGGUCAGUCUCCGGGAUCACAUACGAUCAGCUGAGGUCCUACAUACCUAAUGUGAAGCUUGGCCUUGUUCAUCUCCCUCGGGAGAUUACGGUUGUCCCUUCCACAUGGGCUGCCGCGUUAGGCCCAGUGGUCCGGCAGAGCGAACAUCCACACGGGGGUCAUUUCGCGGCGUGGGAGGUUCCGAAUGUCCUUGCAGAAGAUCUUUGGGCCAUGUUCGGCAAAAAGGGUCCUUGUUUUGGGGUGAUCCCUGGAAGGAAUGGUUAUUGA